AUGUUUCAUGUAGACGUACGAUUAAAUAGCGCCGAGGAGAAUGAGAUACCUGAUGGAUCAUUGUCCCAAAGUUUGGCCCGGCUAUACCAAAAAGCGAUCAAAGCAGAAAAACACGUGACUUAUGCAUAUCAAGGGGAAAUUUGGUGUUGGUAUUACUAUGCAGAAGGGUUUGAAAAACGGGUUAAAGAAAUUAUGAAUGGUGACAAUAGAAUCGGUGAUGGACAGGCAAGGUCUCAGGUAUAUAGUGAGAUGACAGUCCAUCUUCCAAACAUAACUAAGGACAAUUUGCGAAAAAAGACCCAGAAGGCAAGAGCCAUCUAUACAUUGUUUAGUCAGAUUGGAGUGAAAAAAAUCAAACGAAUUCAGACAUAUAGUGCAAACACAAUUUCGAAUCUGACGGGCACACAAAUCCAAAGUAUUGUGGAUAACUUCUCAUAG
Molecule: messenger RNA, 438 nt
Organism: Acaulospora morrowiae
Lineage: Eukaryota; Fungi; Glomeromycota; Glomeromycetes; Diversisporales; Acaulosporaceae
Source: the annotation of a GenBank genome assembly